Molecule: messenger RNA, 1008 nt
Organism: Kluyveromyces lactis
Lineage: Eukaryota; Fungi; Ascomycota; Saccharomycetes; Saccharomycetales; Saccharomycetaceae
Gene: NOP1
Product: rRNA methyltransferase NOP1
Exons: 1
Coding region: 1-1008 (335 amino acids)
Biological process (GO): box C/D sno(s)RNA 3'-end processing; rRNA methylation
Cellular component (GO): box C/D methylation guide snoRNP complex; small-subunit processome; nucleolus
Molecular function (GO): RNA binding; rRNA methyltransferase activity; histone H2AQ104 methyltransferase activity
Source: RefSeq, a predicted model, not a curated record
AUGGCAUUCCAAGCAGGUUCUAGAGGUGGCAGAGGCGGUUCCCGUGGUGGAUUCGGCGGUGGUUCCAGAGGUGGUUCCAGAGGUGGAUUUGGCGGUGGCCGUGGUGGAUUCGGUGGUUCCCGUGGUGGUUCCAGAGGUGGAUUCGGUGGUGGUCGUGGUGGUCCUCGUGGUGGCGCUCGCGGUGGUUCCAGAGGUGGAUUUGGUGGUGCCCGUGGUGGUUCCAGAGGUGGUCCUCGUGGUGGUGCUCGUGGUGGUGCUCGUGGUGGUGCCCGUGGUGGUGCUAAGGUUGUUAUCGAACCUCAUAAGCAUGCUGGUGUUUUUAUUGCCAGAGGUAAAGAAGAUCUUUUGGUCACAAAGAACAUCGCUCCAGGUGAAUCUGUGUACGGUGAAAAGAGAGUUUCAGUUGAAGAACCUUCCACUGAAGAAGGUGUCCCACCAACUAAGGUGGAAUACCGUGUUUGGAAUCCUUUCAGAUCCAAAUUGGCUGCCGGUAUCAUGGGUGGUUUGGAUGAACUAUUCAUUGCUCCAGGUAAGAAGGUUCUAUAUCUAGGUGCUGCUUCCGGUACAUCUGUGUCCCACGUUUCCGAUGUCGUUGGUCCAGAAGGGUUGGUUUACGCUGUUGAGUUCUCUCACAGACCAGGUAGAGAAUUGAUCUCUAUGGCUAAGAAGAGACCAAAUGUUAUCCCAAUUAUUGAAGAUGCUAGACAUCCACAAAAAUACAGAAUGCUUAUCGGUAUGGUUGACGCCGUCUUCGCAGAUGUUGCUCAACCUGAUCAAGCCCGUAUUAUUGCUUUGAACUCUCAUAUGUUCUUGAAGGAUCAAGGUGGUGUCGUUAUCUCUAUCAAGGCUAACUGUAUCGAUUCUACUGUUGAUGCUGAAACUGUGUUCGCUAGAGAAGUUCAAAAAUUGAGAGAAGAAAAGAUUAAGCCUUUGGAACAAUUGACUUUGGAACCUUAUGAAAGAGACCAUUGUAUCGUUAUCGGUAAAUACAUGAGAAGUGGAUUAUAA